AUGGCCUGUCCCAUCAGCGUCAGCAAGUUUGUUGGCACUGUCUCCCUCGGUCUUCUUACCGGCCUCUCCUACUCCACAUCAGCCAUCACAAUCCCAGCCCUACAACUCCUUCCAACCGCGACAACUGCCGUCCGCUCCCUGAACGAAGUGAAGCGCCUAACCCGCCGAUAUGCCCUGCGCCUUUCCUUCCUGACCAACGCCUGCUUCUGUUUCGCAUGGUGUCUCUCAUCUCCGCGUCGCCGACACCCAUACAUGAUCUGGCUAUGGAUAUUCUCCACAGUUAGUGCCCACGGUGUUGAUUUUUGGUUCAACCGUCAUCUCGGCUUCAAGAACUGGGCAUCCGCUGUGAUCCGCGACGUUUCCCACUUCUCCCUGGUUCAAGACUCGAAUACAACUAAGGAUGAAGACCUUGCUAUGGUUGAGGCCCAGGAAGACGUGAAUGGCGAAACUGUCCAGCGCGAGAUGGACCGGGAGCGCCGACUCCACCGAGCGCGCACUUGGUUGUCUGGUAUUGCGCUUUCGAUUGGCAUUGUUGGUCUUUGGGGUGACAAGAGGUGA
Messenger RNA from Penicillium vulpinum, 558 nucleotides. RefSeq lists its product as uncharacterized. Gene Ontology annotation, biological process: autophagy of mitochondrion. NCBI's taxonomy places the organism in Eukaryota, Fungi, Ascomycota, Eurotiomycetes, Eurotiales, Aspergillaceae. Bases 1 to 558 code for a protein of 185 amino acids. The transcript is spliced from 2 exons. Gene Ontology annotation, cellular component: mitochondrion. The record is from RefSeq and is a predicted model, not a curated record.